AUGGGUAUGCACGGACGCCUCACCUUCCUCCUCCUCCUCAGCCUCCGUGCCCCAGGGAUUUUCAUCAGAGCAGCAGCCCUGCCUGACCUGCCGCGCGUGGUGGCCCUGAGCGAGGAUGCGGCGCCGGGCACCCACGUGGCCGAGGUGACCGUGUCCUGCAGCAAUGCGAGCGGCAGCCCCAACGUCACCCUGCGCGGCAUCGAGCCCGGCCACCCUUUCAACCCUAUCACCGUCAGCGCCGACCCUGCAGCUGCCAGCACAUUUCAGGCAGAGGUGACGCUGCAUGCCAGUGCGGAGCUUGAUGCCCGCCGGGUGAAGCAGUACACCCUGACCCUGUGGGCCUCUUGUCCCGGCGAGGACGAGGUGGAAGAGCGGCUCUUUGUCUGGGUGAUGGCGGGGCAGGUGCUGCGCUGUGAUGCCCCCUUUGCCAGUGCAGGGGGAGACGUAGUGCAGGUGCUGGCGGACGUGGCACCCCGGACGCCUCUGUACGUGGUGCUGCCUCAGCCGCUCGGCGGGCUGAUGUUCAGGCUCCGAAACCACGACACGCCGCUCGUGCUCACCCGCCAGGGCCUGGUGCUGGCGCCUGCUGACGGCUUCAACCCCAGCAAGGACACCCAGAUGUUCAGGCUGGAGAUCGAGGUCAUGGACCGCCACGGGCACAACUGCAGCGGGACCGUGAGGGUGGAGGUGCUGCCAUCGCACCGUCCCCGCGUCACCUUCCUCGAGCCGCAGUGGGCCGUGACGGUACCAGAGGGCAUCGGCCCCUUGGAGGUGGUCACGCAGGUCCACGCCAGUGGUGACAACGUCCGCUAUGCCAUCCUGGCUCCCACGGCGCCCGCACUCUUCACCAUUGACGAGGUGACGGGCGAGAUCCGCAGCACCUGCCAGCUGGAGGUGGCCCAUGCACGCCUCCUCGUCCGGGCUUACAACGCGCUGCACCCCACCGACCACGCCACCACCAUGCUCAACGUCACCGUGCAGGGGACAGGCCGGCAGGCGCCAAGCUGUGUCCCAGCCCUCUCCAUGUCCCAGGUGCCCGAGACAGUGUCCCCCGGCAGCACCCUGGUGACGCUGAGGUGCACCGACCCCACCGGCACCAACGGGAGCCUGCACUAUGCCCUUGAGGGGCCCCCCACCUCCCGCUCCCGCUUCUGCAUGGAGGGGCCACGGCUGCAGGUCAACACCACCCUGGACUACGACUCGGAGGCCGUGGCUGCUGUGGGCUUCCAGUUCACGGCCACCAUUGUGGUGACGGCAGGAGGGCAGCCCCCACGGAGCACCCACGUGCCCGUGCUCGUGACGGUGACACCCGUCAACGAAUUCACACCGGUGUGCCCCAGUGGUGCCACCUUCACCGUGCCGGAGACAGCGGCUUUCGGCAGCACCGUGGGACGUGUGGCCGGCACUGACCGUGACUACCCACUGGACAGCCUUGAGUACAGCCUGGAGGGAGGCCCCAGCCCCACGCAGCCCUUCUCCAUUGACACACGCACCGGCGAGAUCCGCGUGGUGGGACCCCUCGACUCCCAGCGGCACAAGAGCUACAGGCUGACAGUGCGGCUGACAGACACCCGCAAUGACCUGGACCCGGCAAAGCGUCGGAGCUGCCUGUGCGACGUGGCCGUGCACCUGCAGGCUGUGCCGGACCAGGCACCGGUGUGUACCCCUGAGGUGCAGGAGCUGCGGAUCAUGGCCAGGUCGGGUGGCCGCCAGCCUGUCACCCGCCUGGCGUGCCAGGGCAGCUCCGACGGUGCCGUGCUGGCAUACACCAUCGCUGGAGGCAAUGAGGACGGGCGCUUUCAGCUGGAGGGGAACACCCUCUUCUACCUCCCCAAUGACCUGGCCGAGACCCGUACCUUUGUGCUGCUGGUGGAGGUGUGGGGUGGCCCCGGUGCCCCCCGCCGCAGCACCGUGGUGGCACUGGUGGUGCACGUCACCCCCCGGAGCACCCCAGUGCCACCCAGCACCACCACCCGGCACACGACACUGCGGAAGGAGCCGCUGGUUGUCACGCGGACGGAGGCGGCAUGGCACCCACCAGCCUGGUUUGUGGCCGUGCUGACUGUCUCCGGCGCCCUGCUGCUGGCCGCCCUGGGCUGUGUGGCCCAGAGCCUGCUGUGCAGCAACCGAGACCAUAGCAAGCUGCUCCUGGGCAAGAGCUCCUGGGACGUCGCGGAGCAGAGGGGUGGCGAGGAAGAGCGGGGCUGCCCCCAUGCUGGCAGCCCUGGGCAGUUCGACGGCCGUGCCUGGGACCCACGCACCGGCAGGGACUAUCUCUUCAACAGCGUGACCGGGGCACGGCACUGGAUCUGA
Messenger RNA from Aptenodytes forsteri (emperor penguin), 2313 nucleotides. It is a transcript of the gene CDHR4, whose product is annotated as cadherin related family member 4. The transcript has 20 exons. Gene Ontology annotation, molecular function: calcium ion binding. NCBI's taxonomy places the organism in Eukaryota, Metazoa, Chordata, Aves, Sphenisciformes, Spheniscidae. Gene Ontology annotation, biological process: homophilic cell-cell adhesion. The record is from RefSeq and is a predicted model, not a curated record. Gene Ontology annotation, cellular component: membrane. Bases 1 to 2313 code for a protein of 770 amino acids.